Molecule: messenger RNA, 2681 nt
Organism: Podarcis raffonei (Aeolian wall lizard)
Lineage: Eukaryota; Metazoa; Chordata; Lepidosauria; Squamata; Lacertidae
Gene: GABRR1
Product: gamma-aminobutyric acid type A receptor subunit rho1
Exons: 8
Coding region: 987-2168 (393 amino acids)
Biological process (GO): regulation of membrane potential; monoatomic ion transmembrane transport; nervous system process
Cellular component (GO): membrane; neuron projection; synapse
Molecular function (GO): neurotransmitter receptor activity; extracellular ligand-gated monoatomic ion channel activity; GABA-A receptor activity
Source: RefSeq, a predicted model, not a curated record
UAUUAUUGCUGUCUGAAAGAGCAACAGUGCAGCAGAAACAGGACAACCCCCUACCCCACAAUAACAUUUGUUACACGAACACCAGGAAGUUGCAGGAUAAGCAUUUAUUUGAAAUGAAGACCAGAAGCGUGACUGGCAAAAUACACUUUGACGGGAGGAGUGUUUGAGGAAUAGAGCAGAGUAUACUGAGUAUACAAAAACAGAAUCCUGAGAAUACAAAAAAAAUAGGCAUGCCUGUUCUAAAAAUGCACAUGCCUUCUAUUAAAAAUACAUUUCAUGGUAUUAAGCUGAACCUUACUGCCUGGUUGGGUCGUAUUUCUCUGCAGAUGGCAGUGAAAUCCCAAGGCUUUAUUUCACAGCAACUGUGUCUGUACGUGCACAAUCGUUUAUUUUAGAGGUGAGGAACUUCAGGCCUUGGGGCCAAAUGCAGCCCUGUAAGCAUUACCUAUCUGGCCUUUGGGAGUUGCCUGACGCCCCACUCCCUCCUCAGGCCCCACCUCUCACCUGCCCGGCUUCAUACUCUUCUCCAGUGUUUUUGCCUGGCUGGAAUGUGCCUUUGAAGACUGAUAAUGCCUCUUGGCUGCCUGGAUGGAGAACUCAGAGGGGCCUGUGGGUGUUUGCAGAAACUAGCCUACUGUACAAGAGUAAAAUUUACAUUUCUUGCUCCACCCACUUUUAUCUCCAGCCCUGCUCACCACCACCACGUGGCCCCUUGAAUGUUGCCCAGAAGGGAAUAAAACCAUCAAAUUGAAAAUGGUUCCCCAGCCGUAAUAUAUCAUCAACUAAUGCACCAUUUUGCUGAUCUAGCAUUUUCACUACAGAAAGAAUAUUUUAGAUUGCUCCAGGUUAAUGUUUUACUUCCAGCAUUGUGGUUGCGUGCUAUACAAAACCCAAGCUUUUAGGACAGAGGAUUAGGAAAACAUGCUUUCUUAUGCCCCACCAGAUUAAAGAAUGUUGUAAUUUAUCUACCCUUUCCUGGCUGACAGAUGGUCAUUCAAAUCCAAACUACCGGCCCUGCCAUUCCUGUUGGAGUAGAUGUACAAGUUGAAAGCUUGGACAGUAUUUCAGAGGUUGACAUGGACUUCACCAUGACACUUUACCUUAGACAUUACUGGAAAGAUGAAAGGCUAUCGUUUCCAAGUACCAACAACCAAAGCAUGACCUUUGAUGGCAGACUAGUGAAAAAGAUCUGGGUGCCGGAUAUGUUCUUUGUGCAUUCCAAACGAUCCUUUAUCCAUGACACCACCACAGAUAACGUCAUGCUCCGGGUCCAGCCAGAUGGGAAGGUGCUUUACAGCUUGAGGGUUACUGUAACAGCUAUGUGUAACAUGGAUUUUAGUCGCUUUCCCCUUGACACACAAACGUGUUCACUGGAAAUUGAAAGCUAUGCUUACACUGAAGAUGAUCUCAUGCUGUACUGGAAGAAUGGCAACGACUCCCUGAAAACAGAUGAGAGGAUAUCGCUAUCCCAGUUCCUCAUACAAGAGUUUCACACUACCACCAAACUUGCCUUUUAUAGCAGCACAGGCUGGUACAACCGCCUCUACAUCAACUUCACUUUACGCCGGCAUAUCUUCUUCUUCUUACUCCAGACCUAUUUCCCUGCCACUCUGAUGGUCAUGCUGUCCUGGGUGUCUUUUUGGAUAGACCGCAGAGCUGUGCCUGCAAGAGUUCCCUUAGGGAUCACGACGGUGCUGACCAUGUCUACCAUCAUCACUGGCGUCAAUGCCUCCAUGCCUCGGGUUUCCUACAUCAAAGCUGUGGACAUUUACCUCUGGGUCAGUUUUGUGUUCGUCUUCCUUUCGGUGUUAGAGUACGCAGCAGUAAAUUACUUGACUACAGUGCAAGAGCGAAAGGAACGGAAGCUGCGAGACAAGCUUCCUUGCACUUGUACACUACCUCAGUCAAGGCAACUGAUGGGGAUGGAUGGCAGCUAUAGUGACGGGGAGGUGAAUGAACUGGGACAGUAUGUGUCUGAAAAUGGAGAUAAACAAGACCGAAUGAUGGUUCAGCUGGCACUUGGCUCAGAAAGGAAUUCAAGCAGGAGGAAAAACCAGAGAUACAGCAGCAUGAGGAUUGAUACACAUGCCAUUGACAAGUACUCCAGAAUAAUAUUUCCAGGUGCUUACAUUUUAUUUAACCUGAUAUACUGGUCCAUUUUUUCAUAGUUAUUUCUUUAGCCAGUUUCCAUGUGGGUGGGACAUGUGUUAACUGUAUGAAAUUAAUGUCCAUCAAGAAAAUGUGACAAUAGAGACUGUUCAAUACUCCUGUUACAUGAAAUUCACACAAUGCACUCUCCAAUUUAUUAUACUGAGACCUAAGUGGAAAUCUCUGCUGAACUGCCAGUUUCACCAGGCCUCAAAAUGGCCAUCAUGGUAAAUCAAAACAAUAAAAAGUAGGGAGAGGGAGGAAUGAAAAUUUGCAAAGUGACAAAUGCUUUUAUUUCAAAAGGCAAUAUGUGAUAGGCAUUUUUAAAGUACAGAAUAUUCUAACAGUGUCGCUAUGAUGGCAAGAAGAAUUUCAGAGCACAUCUGUGUUCCAAUUACAGAAACGAUGGACCAUGUUAAUAUUUUUGUUUCAGUUUGUAAAUAUAUACAAUAUUGUAAAAUUAUCUAUUUAAGUGUAAAUUGCAAAUCUAAACAGUGUAUUGUACACUUUUACCAUCAAGACUCCUCUCAAGU